Messenger RNA from Erinaceus europaeus (western European hedgehog), 2479 nucleotides. RefSeq names its product autophagy related 4B cysteine peptidase (gene ATG4B). The coding region runs from base 1 to 1596 and encodes 531 amino acids. Lineage: Eukaryota; Metazoa; Chordata; Mammalia; Eulipotyphla; Erinaceidae. Gene Ontology annotation, molecular function: protein-phosphatidylethanolamide deconjugating activity. The transcript is spliced from 13 exons. The record is from RefSeq and is a predicted model, not a curated record.
AUGGCGGCGCCGGGCACCAAGUCGGGAGCACGCUCACGCGACCCCUCGGGGCUCCAUGGCGGAUGUGCCCAUCCCCCGGAGCCCGGAGGUUCCUCCUCACGCCCCACAGCCGCGCGUGCCGCCAGCGUCCGGGCACCGGGCCGGCCGCAGGCGGCCGGGUGGCGUGGGCGAAGGCCCUGCCGUACGCCAAGAUGGCGCCGGGGCACUUCCGGGCGCGCUUCCGGCCCCGCCCGCGCUGAUUGGCCCCCGCGGCUUCCGGCCGGCUCCGCCCGCGCUGAUUGGCCCCCGCGGCUUCCGGCCGGCCCCGCCCGCGCUGAUUGGCCCCCGCGGCUUCCCGUCCGCGUCGCCCUGCGGCCCGUCGGAGCGACGCCGCCGCCUCAGCCGGCGCCGGGGAAGAUGGACGCGGCUACUCUGACCUACGACACUCUCCGAUUUGCUGAGUUUGAAGAUUUCCCAGAGACCUCAGAGCCCGUCUGGAUCCUGGGGAGGAGAUACAGCAUCUUCACAGAAAAGGACGCCAUCUUGUCUGAUGUGGCUUCCAGACUGUGGUUCACGUACAGGAAGAACUUCCCCGCCAUUGGGGGCACUGGCCCCACCUCCGAUACUGGCUGGGGCUGCAUGCUGCGCUGUGGACAGAUGAUCUUUGCCCAGGCUCUGGUGUGCCGGCACCUGGGCCGAGACUGGAGGUGGGUGCAGCAGAAGAGGCAGCCAGACAGCUACUUCAGCGUCCUCAACGCUUUUGUGGACAGGAAGGACAGCUACUACUCCAUCCACCAGAUAGCUCAAAUGGGUGUCGGCGAGGGCAAGUCCAUCGGGCAGUGGUAUGGGCCCAACACAGUCGCCCAGGUCCUCAAGAAGCUUGCCGUCUUCGACACCUGGAGUGCACUGGCUGUGCACAUCGCCAUGGACAACACUGUGGUGAUGGAGGACAUCCGAAGGCUGUGCAGGGGCAGCUCUCUGUGUGUGGGUGCCGCCGCCUUCCCUGACGCCCCGGACCAGCACUGCAACGGCUUCCCGGCUGGCGCGGAGGCUGGAGCCACGGCUGAGCCCUCCAAGAGGCCGGCCCCCUGGAGGCCCUUGGUGCUGCUCAUCCCCCUGCGCCUGGGGCUGACGGACAUCAAUGAGGCCUACGUGGAGACACUCAAGCACUGCUUCAUGAUGCCCCAGUCCCUGGGCGUGAUUGGAGGGAAGCCCAACAGCGCCCACUACUUCAUAGGCUACAUGGGCGAGGAGCUCAUCUACCUGGACCCGCACACCACGCAGCCAGCGGUGGAGCCCUCCGACAGCUGCUUCGUUCCUGACGAGAGCUUCCACUGCCAGCACCCCCCAAGCCGGAUGAGCAUCAGGGAGCUGGACCCUUCCAUCGCUGUGGGCUUCUUCUGUCAGACCGAGGAUGACUUUAAUGACUGGUGCCAGCAGGUCAGAAAGCUGUCGCAGCUUGGGGGCGCCCUGCCCAUGUUUGAGCUAGUGGACCAGCAGCCUUCCCACCUGGCCUGCCCCGAUGUCCUGAACCUGUCCCUCGAUUCUUCUGACGUAGAGCGGCUGGAAAGAUUCUUUGAUUCGGAAGAUGAAGACUUUGAGAUCUUGUCCCUUUGAAAGGCCCAGGCCUGGGACGGUCUCCACGGCUCUCACUGGGGGCACCCAGCCUGGCCACGGGGUGCUCGGGCGGGCCAUCCCAUCGCACCCAUCCAGCUGCCCCCGCCAGUGCCCCUCUGCCGGGACCGGGGCCUUACCGGGAGCGGGCCUGCUGGUCCCAGGGGCGCCCCACACUGCCAGCCCCGCACCGCCGCUGUCCGCUUCUGAGCCCUGUGCUCUGGGUCUGCUUUGGGAUUAAAGUCCUGCUCCGCGUCCUCCACACAGACACGUGUUUCUGUUGGGCGAGCCUCAGGUCAGAGGUGGAAGAGACACUCAGAAGACAUGUCCGCAGCCCAAGGGCUACCUCAGGAUGGCGGGAGGAAGCAGGACCCCGGGGUUCUCUGGCUUGGGGAGGAAGCUGCCACGGUGCGGCAGAAACCCAAAGAUGGCGCUUGAGUGAGGACAGAUGGCCAGCUUCAGGUGAAGGCCGCACUUCACGGGAUCCCUGUCCCCAGACAUGCCUGCUGCUGGCUUGCUGGUCCCAGCCGCCCCUGGAUGGGCAGCGGGGUCGGGCAGGGCCCUGGCCUUGUGGUACGGCAAGAGUCCACCAGCCACUGUGUCAGCUGGGGUUCCAGAACCUUUUCAGCAGUGACUGCCCGCGGCCAGCACGCGUCCUGGGGGCAGGAAGCCUGAGCAGGCGCAGAGGGGCCUUUUGCUGCCCCCCCACCCUCCAGGGCCACCUCCCACUAAGUUAUUUCUCCCCUUCUGCACCCUUCCCAGCAGGCUGGAGGUGGGACAUGGCUGGGACUUUCACGUGCUGGAAAAGGCUUAUGGAAGAAGGUUCAUUCUUAGUAGCGUAGUUUGCAAUUCUUAACUGCAAAUAAUAAGUUUCAGUAGAAAACAG